Nannizzia gypsea CBS 118893 is the source of this 363-nucleotide messenger RNA. RefSeq lists its product as hypothetical. The coding region runs from base 1 to 363 and encodes 120 amino acids. Lineage: Eukaryota; Fungi; Ascomycota; Eurotiomycetes; Onygenales; Arthrodermataceae. The record is from RefSeq and is a predicted model, not a curated record. The transcript is spliced from 3 exons.
AUGCUACAUAUGCUACUGCGGGAGACUUCGGGAAAGGUCAAAGGCACAGAAGUUGUGGCCGAUCGGAAAUUAGCUACCUCGAUAGUUACCGAGGAGUGGAUUUUAGUAUCGGAUAUCGGCUUACUCCAGUGGAGGGUAUCGAACCUUUACUCACUCGGCAUGAAUCGAUUGUCAAUCUUAUACGGAGUACUAGUAGGAACUUCCACAUGGGCUAUGUUCCUAUUAGCCCAGCACUAUCAAAGGGACCACCCCCAAGGUUGCCAGUGGCGACCCAAGGCGGCUUAUCUUCGCGCCAGUCACUGUUUACGGGGCGAACAAGAAAUCUGUUCCGCUGAAGAUGAGACAUGCAUGGAUCACGGAUAG